Molecule: messenger RNA, 1456 nt
Organism: Impatiens glandulifera
Lineage: Eukaryota; Viridiplantae; Streptophyta; Magnoliopsida; Ericales; Balsaminaceae
Product: WAT1-related protein At5g47470-like
Exons: 7
Coding region: 115-1131 (338 amino acids)
Cellular component (GO): plasma membrane
Molecular function (GO): transmembrane transporter activity
Source: RefSeq, a predicted model, not a curated record
GGAAAGAGAAAUUUAGUUCACUUUACAAUAUGCUCAAAAACUUUUAUUCUUUCUCCAUCUUAGCUGUUCUCAUCUAAAGGAAGAGGACAUUGGAAAAAAGGAAAGUAAGUGUUAAUGGAAGAAGUUGCAGUAUUGUCAGGGUUGGUUUUGGGGCAAUUCUUGUGCGCAGGAAAUUCAGCCAUGUUAAAUUAUCUUCAGAAUUUGGGUCUUCCUUCUUCAUCAAUUGUCAUUUUCUCCUCCAUUGCCACUUUUCUCCUUCUUUCUCCUCCCUCCAUUUACUUCGAAAGAGAUAAAUGGCCCAAGAAACCAUCUUUCAAAUUGUUGGUAUUCCUGGUUUUAGUAUCUCUUGGAGGGGUAACUUUGUUUCAAUCAUUCCUUCUUAAAGGGAUGAAGCUAACCUCACCCACCAUGGCCAAUGCUCUGCAAAACCUUUCACCUGCCAUCAUCUUUGUUAUAGCUAUUGCAUUUAGUUUAGAGAAAGUCAAAUUGGAAAAUAUCUACACUAAAGUAAAGAUUGCGGGAACAUUGUUGUGUGUCUCCGGGGCAGUAACUAUGAGUAUUUUUAAAAGCGCCACUCAGAUUACUAACUUGGAAAAUAUAAUAUUAGAUUCAGACAAAAUUAUUGGUUGCUUGUAUCUUGUCGCAUCCUCCGUUUCCUUGUCUUUCGCCAUCGUUUUGCAGGCUUUAAUUCUUAUUGAGUAUCAAGCACCGGUUUCACUAUGUGCAAUAACAGCAAUUAUAGGAGUGUUCAUAGCAUCUGUAAUAGAAUUGGUAACAAAUCAUAAAGUUGAGACUGGUUUGUUAAUGGUUAACUCCAUUGAAUUGAUUGGUUAUUAUCUUCUGGUGGGAACAAUUAAUGGAUCCAUGAUUAGUAUCAAUUUGUGGGCAAUGAAGAAGAAAGGGCCAGUGUUUGUUUCCAUGUUUUCUCCACUCUCAGCUGUUAUAUCAGCCUUUAUCUCAUACUUCACCUUGGGAGAAACCUUUUCAAUUGGAAGCCUUGUUGGGAUGUUCAUCAUGUUCGCCGGACUGUACUUCUUUUUAUGGGCUAAAGGAAAAGAAGAGGAUCCAUGUGAAGUAGCCACCAAAGAUUUGACAAUUGAGAAUGACAUGGAAAAACCUUUAAUAUUGUAAAUAAGAUUUCUAUUGAAUUUAUUUUACAUGCAUGUUCGAAAACACUUAAAAUUGAACUAAUAUUAUUAAAUAUAUUAAUAUAUGCAUAAUUAAAGUAUAUUUCAGAACAUUAUUUCAUUUAAAUCAAUAUCUCAAUAAAAUAUUUAAAAAAAUUAAAAAAUUAAAAAAAAUAAACAUAUUUUUGUCUAAUUUGGAAAUUGUUUUCAUUAAGGAGUUCUUGUUUUUCAAAAAUAUUGAGUUAUACAAUUAGAAUCAAAUAAAAUAGUAAGGCUUCAUUUUAUGAAAGGUAGGAUAAUUAUUACUCAUGAAUUUAUUUUUAUUUUAU